AUGGAUCUAUUGGUAAACGAGGAAAAUUUGCAACAAAUAUUGAACAAGUUGUCUGAGGAUGAGGUCGCUAUAAAAAAAAAUCUGGAUACAAUCCUUGUUCGACGAUGUCAUGUGGAAGCAAAACUACAAAAUAUUGGCAAAGUAUUGCCGAAUGUUAUGGUAAUACGAACAGAAGGGGAGAAAUUUUGCAACAUGAUUGCUCGUACCAAUGAAUUAGCAGAGAAUGUUAGUGCUAAAGUAAGACAAUUGGAUUUAGCAAGAAGCAGAGUAUGUGAAUGUCAAAGUAGAAUAAAUGACAUAUUAGAUUUGCAAUUAUGCAGCGAAGGAGUGGCGACUGCAUUGCGUAAUGAAGAUUAUGAACAAGGUGCUGCUCAUGUUCAUCGUUAUUUAGCAAUGGACCAGCAAUUAUUGGAAAGAACAGCUGAAGAUGUAUCAGGAGAUCAUACUAGCAUUAGCAGUUCUUUGGUUACCUUGCAGCAAGCUGCAAUGGAACUUAGGGCUGUUAUUACACAUAAAUUUGAUGAAGCUGUAAAAUCUGAAGAUCUCGCAUCCGUUGAGAGAUUUUUCAAGAUAUUUCCAUUGUUGGGGAUGCAUUUAGAAGGGCUAAAAAAAUUUUGUAGUUAUUUAUGUACCAAACUACAUGAGACUGCACAGAAGAAUCUACAAGCGGCCCUAGAGAUUAAAAGCAAUGAUAAAAGAGCAGCUGUUAUUUUUGCUGAUACUAUGACUCUAUUAUUUGAAGGAAUUGCACGUAUUGUAGAGGUGCAUCAACCAAUCAUUGAGACUUAUUACGGCCCUGGUAGACUUCUAAUGACAAUUUCGAUUUUACAAAAGGAAUGUGAUAGACAAGUCAAAAAGAUUAUUGCAGUAUUUACGAAACAUAGAUGCAUAUCUAAGAAUGUACAAAUGAUAAAUGAAUAUUUGCGGAAACCAAGUCCUGAAAGGCUCGAUCCCAAAGAACUUGAUCUUCUUUUGGGAGAAAUUACUAUAAUGCACUCGAGGGCGGAACUUUAUAUACGUUUUCUAAAGAGAAGAAUUAAGAAUGAUAUAGAAAUCAGUACAACAGAUGAAGCACAGCGUACAGAGUUACUUAAUGAAUUUGAAACAACUAUGAAUAACUCUGAAUUAGCACAUGGCAUGCAAGAGUUGCUUGGAGCCUAUCUUGCAUUAGAGAGAUAUUUUCUCGAGGAGAGUGUAAAUAAGGCAUUAGGCAUAGAUACCUUAGAACCAGAUCAGCAAACUUCCAGCAUGGUUGAUGAUGUAUUUUUCAUAGUGCAGAAGUGCAUACGUCGCGCUAUGUCAAGUUGGAGCAUAGAUGGUGUUUGUGCUGUUGUCAAUAUGGCUUGUGGUAUUUUGGAAGGCGAGUUUGCGAACAGAUUGAGGAACAGAUUGCGUCAAGGUUAUCCAGCAGGCUAUCUAGAUUUAGCACAAGCAUAUAGUGCUCUACAAACGAGCAUACAACAUGGACGUUUGCAGACGUCAGAUACAGAAUACGCUCGUCUUAUGUUCUUGGCAUAUCUAAAUAAUACUGAUGUGAGCACAGAAUAUGUGGAAACAUUAUGCAAAAGUCUCAGUACAGAAAUAGAUACAACAUUCCCCAAUAUGCAAACAAAGGAUAGAGGCAAAAUUGACAGCUGUUUAUCCAGUUUGAAAAGUGUCAUAUUGAUAUUACGGGGUAUUAUUGAUUGUGGCCUAGAACAGUUACGCGUCAGCGCUGUUAAACCCAGAGUCACUCCGUGGCUUGAUACGUUUUUAUCUAUAGAUCAUCAUAUUAAUGAAGACGAAUUAUUGAGAUAUGAAACGGAUGAACCAUUUGUGCAAACAUUAAUCACGAAUCUAGAAGGUCUACUUCGAGGAUUUAAAGAUAGUCUGACGACUUCCAAUUAUGAUGCACUUAUUGGACUUCUGACUGCGGAAGUUACGGCUCGUUUAGAAAAAGUGGUCUUGAAAUCAACUUUUAAUCGAGCUGGAGGUCUGAUACUAGACAAGGAAAUAAGAUCGUUAGCCAGUUAUUUAGCGGCUGCCACAUCGUGGUCAGUGAGAGAUAAAUUCGCGCGUUUAACGCAGAUCGCCACUAUCCUGAGCAUAGAAAAAAUAGAGGAAUUGGCCGAUUACUGCGGCGCGGACGCGAUAGCGUGGCGAUUAACGCCAUCCGAAGUACGACGUAUCGCUUCCCUAAGAAUAGACUUUCGACCAGAAGAUAUCAAGAGAUUAAAGUUAUGAUUUAUUAUUCUCUUUAUCAUCCAAUAAUAUCUGAAGCCACGGCGACAGCUAUAUGUUUGCGCAAUUUAAUCAAAUAUUCAUUUUACGUAUAUGUAUAUAGAACGAAAUAUAUGUUAUUUAUUAUGAUAUAUAUA
Molecule: messenger RNA, 2357 nt
Organism: Pogonomyrmex barbatus (red harvester ant)
Lineage: Eukaryota; Metazoa; Arthropoda; Insecta; Hymenoptera; Formicidae
Gene: Cog4
Product: conserved oligomeric Golgi complex subunit 4
Biological process (GO): retrograde vesicle-mediated transport, Golgi to endoplasmic reticulum; Golgi organization
Cellular component (GO): COG complex
Source: RefSeq, a predicted model, not a curated record